Messenger RNA from Sesamum indicum (sesame), 2538 nucleotides. RefSeq names its product transcription factor BIM1. The record is from RefSeq and is a predicted model, not a curated record. Lineage: Eukaryota; Viridiplantae; Streptophyta; Magnoliopsida; Lamiales; Pedaliaceae. Gene Ontology annotation, biological process: DNA-templated transcription. Gene Ontology annotation, molecular function: DNA-binding transcription factor activity; protein dimerization activity.
AUACCCGCUGUGCUUAUAUAUCUGUCUCUAUACCUCUGUAUAUUAUAUAUAGGAAAAGGAGAAGAUUUCUCCAAUUCCGAAAGGAAAAAAAAGUUUUUAGUGAGAGAAACACUCCUCUUCAUCAUCUCUGUCUAAUUCUCCCCCCAAACUCUGUAUUUUCUUUUUUGUGUUUUCAUUAUUCAGCUGCGCCUUUCAUUUCUGGGUGGAAAUUGUGGUGAUUCGACUGGGCCUACCAUCAAUUCUGCGAAAGUCACUGUUUGGAUCACUUUCAUCUCACGCUUUCUGGGUUUCUGAAGAAUCCGGAGCUGAAUUAUGCAUUAUUCGUCUUAAUUCAGAUUCAGUAUUUGGAGAAGGAAGCUGUAAGAUGAAGGCAGUGGAGUUGGUUUCGUGUUGAACUGAAGUUUAUUUGAAAUAUUCACAAAGAAAUUUUUGCGGACGUGUUGGUGAAGAUUCCGUCCUAAUGCGCCUCCGAUCUUAAGGUUGGAGGCGGAUCUGAUUUGGACUUGUAAUUAUCCAUUUCCAGUUCUCAAAGAUUACUAGUCCAGUCCAGUUUUCAGGUUUGUAAAUCUGCAAAUAGAGAUAUCAAGCUUGGAGAUAUACAUGGAAUUGCCUCAAUCCAGGCCUCUUGGAACCGAAGGUAGAAAGGCAACCCAUGAUUUUCUCUCACUAUACUCAUCGCCACCUGCCCAGCAAGAUCCAACACCUUCACAAGGUGGCUACCUGAAAACACACGACUUUUUGCAACCACUGGAACGAAUUGGGAAGAAUUCGACGACAACCAAAGAUGAAAACAGAGGAAUGGCUGCUGUCGAAAAGCCACCAGUGCCAUGUCCCCCUACCUCAGUGGAGCAUAUUCUCCCUGGUGGCAUUGGGACAUACAGCAUUUCUUAUUUCAACCAAAGAGCUCAAAAGCCAGAAGGGAACUUAUUUACUGCACAGACAAGUAGCACGACCAGGAAUGAUGAAAACUCAAACUGCAGUUCAUAUUCAGGCGGGGGUUUCACGCUGUGGGAUGAAUCUGCCAUUAAAAAGGGAAAGACAGGGAAGGAGAAUAUUGUUGCGGAAAGACAUGUUCUACGAGCUGGCGUGAAUAUGGUGGGAGCGCAAUGGAUGUCAAUGCUGGAAAAGCCUUCACAAUCAUCUUCAAACAACAAGCACAACACUGCAACCUUCAGCUCUUUCUCAUCCUCUCAGCCGUCUUCAUCUCAGAAGAACCAAAGUUUCAUGGACAUGAUAACGUCAGCAAAGAAUGACAAAGAAGAGGACGAUGAUGAAGAAGAAGACGAGUUUGUCAUCAAGAAAGAACCGUCACCUUUCGCAAAGGGUAAUUUGUCUGUGAAAGUUGAAGCAAAGACGAUAGAUCAGAGGCCUAACACACCACGUUCAAAACACUCAGCAACAGAGCAACGUAGGAGGAGCAAAAUUAAUGACAGAUUUCAGAAGCUGAGAGAGAUCAUUCCUAACAGUGACCAGAAGAGAGACAAGGCAUCAUUCUUGUUAGAGGUUAUUGAUUACAUCCAGUUUUUACAAGACAAAGUAAGCAGAUAUGAGAAUUCAUACAAUGCCUGGAACCAUGAUCCGUCCAAGAUGAUGCAAUGGAGGAGCUGUCAUAUAGCUGAUGGUUUCAUAGAUCACACUCGAGGAGCUAAUGCCGAGCCUGCUCAAGCAUCAGUCUUUGCGACAAAGUUUGACGAGAACAAAGCUGGUGUGUCCUCUAGUCUCCCAAUCAAUGGACAAAACUUAGUUGAUUCUGAUAUAGCAACUGCUACGACAUUCAAAGAAAGGAGUCAGCAGCCUGAAUUAACAUCUAAAGCAGCUCCAGUCCAUCAGCCAAUUCCGCCAAACAUAUUCAGUUUUGGUGGAACAAGCAUUGCGGCUUCCCCAGUUUCACCGAAGCAGGCAUCUGAUACAGAUAACAGAAUAACAUGGCCUCCGUCUCAAAGUCAGCAGAACGCAUGUACAGAUGACGGUAAUAAAAUGAAAGACGGGGAACCGACUAUUGAAAGUGGCACAAUCAACAUCUCAAGCGUCUAUUCCCAGGGGUUGUUGAAUACUCUUACACAAGCACUGCAGAGCUCUGGAGUGGACCUAUCACAGGCCUGCAUCUCAGUACAAAUUGAUCUCGGAAAGAGAGCAACUAACAUCCCACAUUCUAAAACAUCUGCAGCCAAGGAUGAUCACGCUCCGGCUUCCAUGCCACGUUCUGGAGCUGCUAGUGCGGGGGAGGAGUUCAGCCACGCUUUAAAGCGACUGAGAACCAGCUGAAGCCUGAUAAUGCUAGUGUCACAGUACAGUAAUAUUCUUUUGUAGUGUUAUUUGUUCAUUUUUUGGGUUCCCUUUUCCUUCUAAAGGUUCAUCAAUGCCCUUGGCUUGACAGGGAGAGCGAAAUCAGGAACCAGUGUACAUGUAUUUUUGUUUCUAUAUGUUUUGUCUCCUGAGUCUUGGGAUGCACAGAGUUCUCAAGCAAAAAGUAUCCUCAUUAUAUGUUCUCUGUAUUGGUGUUAUUAUUAAUUAACAAUAUAGACUUCCGUUCUGACA